GCUCUCUUGAAAAGGUCAGGUGUCACCAGACAGAAGGGACCUUUGUCAAGAAGUACACCGCCCAGAGCAAUGCUUAGGAACAAGUCCAGGCUCAACCUCUACACUUCCUACUUGACCCAAAACUCUCCUCCACCACCACAGCUGAUGAUGGCUACCAGACAGAGCACUCUGGGUGAUUACUUUGGCUCUAAGGGAG
Messenger RNA from Candidula unifasciata, 196 nucleotides. The record is from the annotation of a GenBank genome assembly. Lineage: Eukaryota; Metazoa; Mollusca; Gastropoda; Stylommatophora; Geomitridae.